Hippopotamus amphibius kiboko is the source of this 4001-nucleotide messenger RNA. It is a transcript of the gene GRIN2C, whose product is annotated as glutamate ionotropic receptor NMDA type subunit 2C. The record is from RefSeq and is a predicted model, not a curated record. Gene Ontology annotation, molecular function: NMDA glutamate receptor activity; transmitter-gated monoatomic ion channel activity involved in regulation of postsynaptic membrane potential. The transcript has 12 exons. Bases 16 to 3684 code for a protein of 1222 amino acids. Gene Ontology annotation, biological process: monoatomic ion transport; synaptic transmission, glutamatergic; long-term synaptic potentiation. Lineage: Eukaryota; Metazoa; Chordata; Mammalia; Artiodactyla; Hippopotamidae. Gene Ontology annotation, cellular component: plasma membrane; NMDA selective glutamate receptor complex; postsynaptic membrane.
GACCCUCCAGUGGACAUGGGUGGGGCCCUGGGGCCGGCCCUGCUGCUCACCUCACUCCUCGGUGCCUGGGCGGGGCCGGGCCCGGGGCAGGGAGAGCAGGCUGUGACGGUGGCCGUGGUGUUUGGCAGCUCGGGGCCACCGCAGGCCCAGGCCCGUACCCGCCUCACCCCCCAGAGCUUCCUGGACCUGCCCCUGGACAUCCAGCCACUCACCGUGGGGGUCAACAACACCAACCCCAGCAGUCUUCUCACCCAGAUCUGCGGGCUCCUGGGCGCUGCCCAAGUCCACGGCAUCGUCUUUGAGGACAACGUGGGCACUGAGGCCGUGGCCCAGAUCCUCGACUUCAUCUCCUCCCAGACCCGCGUGCCUAUCCUCAGCAUCAGUGGGGGCUCUGCUGUGGUCCUCACCCCCAAGGAGCCGGGCUCCGCCUUCCUACAGCUGGGCGUGUCCCUGGGGCAGCAGCUGCAGGUGCUGUUCAAGGUGCUGGAGGAGUACGACUGGAGCGCGUUCGCCGUGAUCACCAGCCUGCACCCGGGCCACGCGCUCUUCCUCGAGGGCGUGCGCGCCGUCGCCGACGCCAGCUACGUGGGCUGGCAGCUGCUGGACGUGCUCACGCUGGAGCUGGGCCCCGGCGGGACGCGCGCGCACAUCCAGCGCCUGCUGCGCCAGCUCGACGCCCCGGUGCUGGUGGCCUACUGCUCGCGCGACGAGGCCGAGGUGCUCUUCGCAGAGGCGGCGCAGGCCGGCCUGGUGGGGCCCGGGCACGUGUGGCUGGUGCCCAACCUGGCGCUGGGCAGCACCGACGCGCCCCCCGCCGCCUUCCCCGUGGGCCUCAUCAGCGUCGUCACCGAGAGCUGGCGCCUCAGCCUGCGCCAGAAGGUCCGCGACGGCGUGGCCAUCCUCGCCCUGGGCGCCCACGGCUACCGGCGCCAGCACGGCACCCUGCCCGCCCCGGCCGGGGACUGCCGCGGCCACCCCAGGCCCGUCAGCCCUGCCCGGGAGGCCUUCUACAGGCACCUGCUGAAUGUCACCUGGGAGGGCCGGGACUUCUCCUUCAGCCCUGGUGGGUACCUGGUCCAGCCCACCAUGGUGGUGAUCGCGCUCAACCGGCACCGCCUCUGGGAGAUGGUGGGGCGCUGGGACCAUGGCGUCCUCCACAUGAAGUACCCGGUGUGGCCUCGCUACAGUGCCUCCCUGCAGCCUGUGGUGGACAGCCGGCACCUGACGGUGGCCACGCUGGAAGAGCGACCCUUUGUCAUCGUGGAGAGCCCCGACCCCGGCACGGGUGGCUGCGUGCCCAACACCGUGCCCUGCCGCCGGCAGAGCAACCACACCUUCAGCAGUGGUGACACGGCCCCCUACACCAAGCUUUGCUGUAAGGGCUUCUGCAUCGACAUCCUCAAGAAGCUGGCCAAAGUGGUCAAGUUCUCCUACGACCUGUACCUGGUGACCAACGGCAAGCAUGGCAAGAGAGUGCGCGGCGUGUGGAAUGGCAUGAUCGGGGAGGUGUACUACAAGCGGGCGGACAUGGCCAUUGGCUCCCUCACCAUCAACGAGGAGCGCUCCGAGAUCGUGGACUUCUCCGUGCCCUUCGUGGAGACGGGCAUCAGCGUGAUGGUGUCCCGCAGCAACGGCACCGUCUCCCCCUCGGCCUUCCUGGAGCCCUACAGCCCCGCUGUGUGGGUCAUGGUGUUUUUCACGUGCCUCACCGUGGUGGCCAUCACUGUCUUCAUGUUUGAGUACUUCAGCCCCGUCAGCUACAACCAGGACCUCACCAGUGGCAAAAAGUCCGGGGGCCCAUCCUUCACCAUCGGCAAGUCCGUGUGGCUGCUCUGGGCGCUGGUCUUCAACAACUCGGUGCCCAUCGAGAACCCCCGGGGCACCACCAGCAAGAUCAUGGUGCUGGUCUGGGCCUUCUUUGCUGUCAUCUUCCUUGCCAGCUACACCGCCAACUUGGCUGCCUUCAUGAUCCAGGAGCAGUACAUCGACACUGUGUCUGGCCUCAGUGAUAAGAAGUUCCAGCGGCCUCAGGAUCAGUACCCGCCCUUCCGCUUCGGCACCGUGCCCAACGGCAGCACGGAGCGGAACAUCCGCAGCAACUACCGUGACAUGCACACCCACAUGGUCAAGUUCAACCAGCGCUCAGUGGAGGACGCGCUUUCCAGCCUCAAGAUGGGGAAGCUGGAUGCCUUCAUCUAUGAUGCUGCUGUCCUCAACUACAUGGCGGGCAAGGACGAGGGCUGCAAGCUGGUCACCAUCGGCUCUGGCAAGGUCUUUGCCACCACCGGCUAUGGCAUCGCCAUGCAGAAGGACUCCCACUGGAAGCGGGCCAUAGACCUGGCGCUCCUGCAGUUCCUGGGGGACGGAGAAACCCAGAAGCUGGAGACGGUGUGGCUGUCGGGAAUCUGCCAGAAUGAGAAGAACGAGGUGAUGAGCAGCAAGCUGGACAUCGACAACAUGGCUGGCGUCUUCUACAUGCUGCUCGUGGCCAUGGGGCUGGCCCUGCUGGUCUUCGCCUGGGAGCACCUGGUCUACUGGAAGCUGCGCCACUCAGUGCCCAACACGUCCCGGCUGGACUUCCUGCUGGCCUUCAGCAGGGGCAUCUACAGCUGCUUCAGCGGCGUGCAGAGCCUGGCCAGCCCCGCGCGGCUGCCCAGCCCGGACCUCACGGCCGGCUCGGCCCAGGCCAGCGUGCUCAAGAUGCUGCAGGCGGCGCGCGACAUGGUGACCACGGCGGGCGUGAGCAGCUCCCUGGACCGCGCCACGCGCACCAUCGAGAGCUGGGGCGGCCCCCGCCGUGCGCCCCCGCCGCCCGCCUGCCCCGGCCCGCGGCCGCCCACCCCCGGCCCGCCCCCCGAGCCGAGCCCCACGGGCUGGGGACCGCCGCGCGGGGGCCGCGCCGCGCCGGGGCGCAGGGCCUCGCAGCCGCCGGGCCGCCCGCCGACGCCCGGACCCGCCCCACCCGACGUCUCCCGGGGGCCCGACCGGCCGGCCUGGGAGGCGCGGUGGCCGCUGCGGGCCGGGGCAGGCGGGCGGCACCUCCCGGCCUCCGAGCGGCGCGCGCUCCCGGAGCGCCCCCUGUCGCCCGGGCGCUGUCACUACAGCUCCUUCCCUCGAGCCGACCGGUCGGGGCGCCCCUUCCUCCCGCUCUUCCCGGAGCCCCCGGAGCCCGAGGACCUGCCGCUGCUCGGGCCGGAGCAACUGGCCCGGCGGGAGGCCCUCCUGCGCGCGGCCUGGGCCCGGGGGUCGCGCCCGCGCCACGCUUCCCUGCCCAGCUCGGUGGCCGAGGCCUUCGCCCGGCCCAGUUCGGGGCCCGCCCGGUGCGCCCGCCCGGGCUGCGGGCGCGUGACGCAGGCGCAGUCGAUGCGGCUGCCGUCCUACCGGGAGGCCUGCCGGGAGGGGGUGCGGGCAGCGGCCCCCGCCUGGCCGCACGGACAGCACGCCUGCCUCCACGCCCAGGCCCACCUGCCGCUUUGCCCUCACCUCCCACCCUGUGCCAGCCACGGACCCUGGCUCCCUGGGGCUUGGGGGCCUCCGGGGCACAGGGGCAGGACCCUGGGGCUGAGCACAGAAUACUGGGACAGUGCGGGGCUGGAAGAGGUCAGCAGGGUGGCCUGUGGGAUGCACGGCUUCCCCCGACCUUGCACCUGGAGGCGGAUCUCCAGCUUGGAGUCAGAAGUGUGAGGUGUCAGCGACUCUGGUUCCUGUUCAGCUGGGUUCUCCGCCUGGCACUGCCAGCGUCAGGGAGGCAGGUGGGCUCCGGCUUUUCUGGCUUCUGCCAUGAAAUCCUGGCCACAGGAGCCCAGUGAUAGAUGAUGUCUUCCAUGGUCAGCUCAGAGACCUCAGCAGCCUCAGGUCCUGGUGUGGGCUGGGCUUUUGUUAUCUCCUUAUGCAAAUCCCUUCCCACCUGGCCUGGAGUCCUGGGGAGCAGCAGGGUCUCCCUGCCCUGCUGUGAGCCCGUCCCUGGUCAUGGCUGCUGGGGGCUUGGUGUAGGAGGCUGG